Molecule: messenger RNA, 2063 nt
Organism: Scatophagus argus
Lineage: Eukaryota; Metazoa; Chordata; Actinopteri; Scatophagidae
Product: C-X-C chemokine receptor type 2-like
Exons: 2
Coding region: 128-1201 (357 amino acids)
Biological process (GO): neutrophil chemotaxis; immune response; G protein-coupled receptor signaling pathway
Cellular component (GO): membrane
Molecular function (GO): C-X-C chemokine receptor activity
Source: RefSeq, a predicted model, not a curated record
CACAGGACAUUGGGUCAAAAUCACACUUAAUGUAACACACUUUACCGGAUGCUCUGUGGCACACACACAUUUGGGUGUCGAGCUGUUGAUCAUCUUUCACAGCUACAGCCAAGCCAGUUUAGAAGUCAUGUCCAUCACCUUUAACUUUGAGGAUUACUAUGAUGUGGGGAAUGAAACCAACCAGGAAAACAUCACGCCUUACGUUGUGGAUCCUGAGACGUUACCAUGUGAGAUUAAACCCCUGGGUUUUGUACCUGCUUUAACGCUGUGUCUCCUCCUCAUAGCCAUCUUUAUAGUGGCAAUACCAGGAAACGUGUUAGUGGGAUGGGUGAUCGGCACCAGCAGACAGGCUCUGACUCCAUCUGACGUGUACCUGGUCCAUCUGACCAUAGCAGAUGGUCUGAUGGCCCUAAUACUCCCGUUCUUUGCUGCAGCAUUGAUCAGAGGGUGGAUCUUUGGAGACUUCAUGUGCAAGUUCCUCCACCUUGUCUUUGAGGCAAACUUCUACACCAGCAUCCUCUUCCUGGCCUGCAUCAGCGUUGAUCGUUAUCUCGUAAUCGUGCGCGCCAAUGAUAGUCUGGGUCGUCAGAGGUUAUGCAGCCGGCUGCUCUGUGCAGCAGUGUGGGCCUUUGGUGUGGCCCUCUCUCUGCCUGCACUUUUCAGAGAUGUGAAAAAGCGAGGCCCUGACUCAGGGCGGUUAACUUGCACCGAAAACUUUGACAUCGGCAGCGCCACCGUAUGGAGGCAUGCCACCAGAAUAUUACUCCAUGUUUUUGGUUUCUUUCUCCCCCUGUGUGUCAUGAUAACUUGCUACAGCAUCACCAUCAUACGGCUGCUGCGCACUCGAGGCUUCAGGAAGCACCGGGCCAUGAAGGUGAUCAUAGCUGUAGUGGCUGCGUUUCUGCUGUGCUGGACUCCGUACCACAUUGCCAUGAUGGCGGACACAAUCCUGAGAGCUGAUCUGAUAACUUUUGACUGUUCUGUGAGGAGGUCGGUGACUCUGGCUUUGAUUGUAACGAGCAACCUGGCUCUGCUCCACAGCUGUAUCAACCCUGUCCUCUAUGCCUUUGUGGGGGAGAAGUUCAGGAGAAAUAUGACGCUCCUGCUUCAGAGGAAAGUCAGACACACAGAGAGGAUAUCGGGGUCAAGGUUCAGCAGGUCGACAUCUCAGACCUCAGAGGGUACCGGAGCUAUUCUCUAAAACCUCAAUGGACUUGUUUGAUAUAUGUUCAUACUUAUCAGGGCUUUUGAGUAGAGAGAGGAAGAUGCACUAGAUAAAUUAGAUAUGUAUAGAUACCAAACGGAGACUUGAUGUCUCAGUUUUGUCCAAACAAUCCUCUACAGCUAUGUUUCAUUAAAGUCAUUAGCUCUCAUUCGCUGAAGAGCAACAACUUCAUCUUGAUCUAUCCAGUCGUUGGUUUGAUAUCUCAGCCUGGACCAAAGGUGCGGACCAGCCCUCACACAUGCACAGUUACACCACAAGCUUGACUUUGUGUAGACUUCACUGCUAAAUGAGAGGAUUUGUCAGAAGAAUCAAAUUAUAAAGCUAAACUGGAUAUUUCAGUGCGCCUUCAUACAUUUUCAAUCAACUGUGACAAAUUUAACUCCUUUUUUCCACUUGUUUUUCAUUAGACAGAAAGCAUUUUAUUAUUCAUUAUAUUUCCACAGUACAGGAAAAUGUCAGAAUAUGAGGUCAAAUUUAACAUAUUUUGUUAUUGUGUGUGUCAGUUUUUUGUCUCCAUUUAUUGUCACUCUCUCACCUCUGAUUUACGUGGUACACCGCUGCCAUCUAUUGGAUUGACUGGAGUCUGCAUCCACUAGUGAAAUCUUUCAGUCUGUUUUUAGUUUUUGUAACAAAAUAAUCUUGGAUAGCAUUUAUUUUAAAUAUGCAGUAUGCUUAUGUCAUCCAGCUGUUGUUUGUGUGCUUACUACUAUGUCUUAUUUAUCCAUAUGCUUCAUAAGUUUUAAAUAAGAUUAUAUAUACCGCUGUCUUUUUUAGUAAAAUGUUAGUACUAUUCACAUUUCAGGUUCUUCCAUGCAAAUAAAUGAAAUAUGAAAGGCAA